UUUUGAUUUUUUUUUUCUUUAAAAUUUUGUCAACAGAAAAGCAGGCCUUUGGAUACUGAACUUAUACCUACCUUUGUAAGAUGAUGCUUCUUAACCAUAGUUCGUAGACACUUUGGGUCUGUGGUAUGUGGACCUGAGAAGGAGAAUAGAUGACAUAAGGAAAUGAGUCUGUAUUUGCUGAACACAGUGGUGUGCUUAUAUGGCCACCAGUCAAUGGGACAAAAAAAAAAAAAAGGGAAAAUGUCUCUGAAAAUGCAAGUGACAUAGACAAGGUAGCUGAGAAGGAAGCAUAAGUCUUUUACAUGCAGCAGUUUCAGGUUCAUCCUUGGGCAAUAAAGCCACCUGGAGUUUCCAAACACUGGACCUGGACCUAUCUUUGUCUGUGACACCAGGUCGCUCUGAUGGACCAGAUGGAGAGAGUUCUGCCAGACAGCAAUCAACACCAAGCAAAGAAGAGGCAAAACCACAUUUCCACAUUCUCCUCUUGAUGAAUCUGGGACUCACACCAAGUCUCUAGAUCCCUUGCCCCUUGGGGCAGAGGGGAGGAGAAGAUCUGGUAUGCCAGCUGUUGAUGGAAUGACUUCUUCUGGUCCAGGUUCCUGGUUCACCACAGAGGAUGCAAUGAGGAAACCAGUGCAUUCGAAGCCGCCUGUGUCGCUGGGUAUGUACAGGAGCAUGUACAAGAAGGAGUACAAAUGGCAUGAGGAAAACAAACCACCCACUGAGGAGGACGUGAAGAAGCUCAGAGCCAAGGAGUUUGCCGUGCCCCAAAAGCCACAGGCAAUGCCAUACUAUGACAAAGCUCUCGGGGAAGGGAGAGAUGUCACACAAAGUGAGAAGCAAGAAGGCAUUGACCUCAGUCCCAGUGUGCUGCAGCAGGCUCAUGAAGAGCAGAUAAAGCACUUCAGUUCAGACCUCCCCCUUGCAGAAAGCCGUGCACCAAAGCAGUACCUCACCACUGAACUGGCAGCAACCCAGGCGGACAGACCAGAGAGGCCACAGGCUCUCAGUGGGCAGGAAAAGGAACUGUCUUCUUCCCAGCACCUUCAAGCUGCUGCUGGUGGCCCAGGAGCAACAGGGAUGUUGCUGUAUAGGCAGAAGCUGGAUCCCACCUGGGGUACCUACCAGCACUUCAUGCUGGAGACAGGCCAGGCCCUGCGAGAUGAGGCUCAGCAAAACAAGAAUGUGGCCCUGUCCUCGUCGGUUUUGGUGGAAGAGUGCUGUGGCCAUGACCGCAGAAGUACCUACAGCACCGACUUCCAGCACCAGCCUGCAGCCUGCACUGGAAGCUGUAUAGCAAAUAAGAAUCUAUCUCACAUUUUCACUGAAGAUGAACGCUUCCACCAGAACCACUGGGUGUCUGAGUACAAGGACAACUACAGCAUUUACUUGCAGAAGCUGAACUGGGCAUCUCGAGGCCACACUGCAGAGCCUGGCUCUGCCUUGAAGCCCCAAGGGCUGCCUUCCCAGAGUGAGGUUUCACCAGACACAGCCCAGUGAGUGCUGCUGCACGCUCCCUGUUCUCCAAGCUGAGGGAGAUUUUCCACCAGAGAUCCUGGAAGCCUGGAAACCUCUAUUCCAAACCGCCGUUACCAAAUAUUUUUAAAGUGUCCAGCAGAAACGUUUUUACACACCUAUUUCAUGAAGAAACCUGAGCUUUCCUCAUUGUCAGAAAUAAAAAGGGUUUUUUGGACAGUGCAGAACUAAAAGCACUCAUCAAAGUUAAGUUUAUGUACUUAUUUAAAAAAAAAUCUGUGUUCA
This is a messenger RNA of Centrocercus urophasianus (Greater sage-grouse), 1761 nucleotides long. RefSeq lists its product as uncharacterized. The record is from RefSeq and is a predicted model, not a curated record. NCBI's taxonomy places the organism in Eukaryota, Metazoa, Chordata, Aves, Galliformes, Phasianidae. The transcript has 8 exons. Bases 559 to 1500 code for a protein of 313 amino acids.